Molecule: messenger RNA, 2464 nt
Organism: Exophiala viscosa
Lineage: Eukaryota; Fungi; Ascomycota; Eurotiomycetes; Chaetothyriales; Herpotrichiellaceae
Exons: 1
Coding region: 125-2212 (695 amino acids)
Molecular function (GO): ATP-dependent protein folding chaperone; ATP binding
Source: RefSeq, a predicted model, not a curated record
CUUUACCAGCCCUCCCAGAACUCGAGUUGGACUCAUUCAACUCCAUCCUUUCGAUACCGUCGUGUCUAUCUACACUUCCAACACUUGUGUUAGACAUUGACUCGACUGUGUCCCUCCCACCACAAUGCCUCCCAAAAGACGGACCAAGCGCGUCAGCGACCAUGAUGCAUUCUCGCCGCCAUCGACACCUGCAAAACGCAAAGCUGCAACUACAACUGGCGUUGUGACUACACCUGACCUUGAUGAUCCUGUACUGCACCUUGCUCUUGACACUGGCCAACAGUAUCUAAAAGCAGCAUACCUAUUCCUUUACAAUGAUCGACCACGAACGAGAGAUCAGCAAUCUGCAUCACUGGUCAAACGCAGAUCGGUUGUUUUUGACAAUCACAAUACUCGAAUGCGGUCAAGAGUACUAUAUGUGCUGGACACUACUACCAAACCCCCGAAGCUGCGUCCAGUAUAUGGCCGAAAGCUCGAAGACGCCAUCGAGAACAAUGCCACACUGGAAGAGGAUGUAAUUGAGUUCUUUAAGCCGCUGAUCUUUGACGAGGACAUGGGAGAAAAAGAACGAACAUUGCACCAAGUUGAAAAGUUAUCACAGAAGUUUCAGGAGCUACACCAUUCGACGGGCACGUUGAAUACCCAACGAGAGUUCGACUCUUUCGAUCUCUUGGUGGAUCUGCUUCGAUAUCUCUACCAGACCGCAAUCAUCUCCAUCGGCCGCGAUUCUGAGUCGCCAAACCUUGGUUUCCCCAGAAACUUGGAGGCAUUCCGCAAUUGGGACGCCGGAAAUCUACGUAUCCGUGUCGCCCUGCCUGUUCCUGCUGCGACGACAACGGCAAAGACCCGGCUUUACCGUUCAGCUGCUGAAGUUGCGGGCAUUCCAAAUCCAUAUCCUGUAUCAGAAGCAGCCGCAGCACUUGCGUUUCACGUCGCGACAACCGGAAAACCGUCUCUACACAAAACACUGGCAAUCGUCGAUGUUGGGGCAUCCACGGCCGACCUUGAGGUCGAUACAGUUGUCAAUUCUUCGCCAUUGCAACUUGUGCAGGUCGUUAGGUCUUGUACCGCCUGGUGUGGCGGUAGAAUUCUCAACACGGCAUGCAGAACAUAUGUUUUGGAGAAAUGGGAACAACAUCAGAACACCAUAUUACAGGCGCUCAAUGACUAUCAACCGAAUCCAUGGACGUGGGAACGGCUAGGCAUGGUAAUCGAGUCAAAGUUUGAAGAAGUGAAGAAGAGCUUCGAUGGUUCCCAGAACAAAAAGCUUGAGAUCCCAGGUCUUCCUCACAUUCCGGAAGUUGGACUCCAUGAUCGUGGGUUCCUGACACUAACUAUGGACAACCUACGAAAUAUCCAUGAUAAACAGCUACAACGACUAUUCGAGUUUUUGAAUCCUAUGGUCAAUCAGUUCGGGCCCGAUGAUUCUGGUGAAGGUAGAAUUCACGAAUUGAUACUGGCGGGUGGCGCAAGUAACAGCCCAUAUAUCCAAUCUCGAAUCAUGGCCGAAUACGAAGGACGUGGGCUACAGGUCAGAACUUCCAGCCCCGAGCUACUUCUGGAUACCACAGUAGCGCAGGGUGCACUGUUACUGCUUGAGGAAAACAAUAUCAUUAAAUCGCGGAUCAUUCGGGAAGGAUACUUCGUCGUCCAACAUGAGGAGCCAUCUCCAGAACAGGAGUACCCACGGGACGCGUUUCAUGUGAGCUCGCACGAUAACAGGGGACGCGUGCCUGUCACGAAGUUCUUGUUGCGUCCGAAUGAGUCGGUAUCAACGCAACGCCAUGAGUCUUCCAUCCGUGGCGAGCGCAUACUAUUGUUCCAAGAGAAGGACGAUGAUGGCACAGGUUGGACAGUCAAAGAAGACUUUUACCGUACCUCGAAGAUCGAGAGAGACGGGGUAUGGAUCGACGAGCCGGGACUAAGCUUUGACGAGUUGUCGCCAUUGGCAUUCAAGAUCCAUGAGGACGACACUCGUGGAUUCAAAAGAUCCCGAGCAAGAGACAGAACGGAUUGGUUCUAUCAUACCGAGUAUGAGGUCAAGUUGAUCUUGGAGGGAGAGCUGAUGACCUUCGAAUUCAUUGUCCCAAGAUCAGGAAAAUUCCCAAGUCCGAAUGACUGUGGUGUGGAUGUGAUUGUCCAGCAGGGCACGUACAACUGCACCGGUGACUUCGAGCUUUUUCCAGGAGAACGACAGCCAUGGGCUAGGUGAACAUCAUGAAUAUGUCCGAGAAUGGAUAGAGAUUUUGCUGGAGGGUGCUGAGGUGACAUCAGGGAGAGAUUGCUAGAGCUCAUAUCAAGCGACAACAAGGUACUAGUAGGGCUUACUCCCAGGUUUCAGUACUUGGAUAUCGGUGCUGGAAGGUGUGCCGUUGAAACGUGUACUAGAUACCUACCAAUGAAGUCAUGAAAGCGAAACCGUGCUUAUUUCCAUCACAGUAAAAGUAGCACCGGUUAGAGAUGG